Messenger RNA from Myotis brandtii (Brandt's bat), 5730 nucleotides. RefSeq names its product zinc finger protein 385C (gene ZNF385C). The coding region runs from base 2423 to 4615 and encodes 730 amino acids. Lineage: Eukaryota; Metazoa; Chordata; Mammalia; Chiroptera; Vespertilionidae. Gene Ontology annotation, molecular function: nucleic acid binding; zinc ion binding. The record is from RefSeq and is a predicted model, not a curated record. Gene Ontology annotation, cellular component: nucleus. The transcript has 9 exons.
GUGCCGGGUGGAGUGGGGGUGGCAGACCUGCACACCAUGGCCCCAGGCCCGCAGGUUGUGCCUGCUUCCAUCCUGCUGCCCAGGGUAGGAGAGGUGCCAGGGACCUGGGUCUGAGAUGGGGCAGCCUUGGACCGCACCCCAUCAGCCUGCUUCCCUCGGGCUGAGGUGGGGGAAUGGCAAAGGCUUUUGUCCAUUUGUUUUGUUUUGUUUUUUUGGGUGGCACUGUCCCAUCGAACUUUCUGGGAUGUUGUAAAUGUUCUGUCUGGGCCGGCUAAUGCCAUAGCCACUAGCCACGUGUGGCUGUUGAGAAUUUGAACUGUGGCUAGUGCGACUGUGGAACUGAAUUUAAUUUUUUGUUCACUUAGUUCUGAUUCGUUUUUAACAGCCACGUUGGCUGUCGCGUCAGACAGUGCAGUUUCGGAAUCUCCAUCUUUCCAUGCAUCCUUCCUACCUACUCUUUUAUCAGAAACCUCCUAGGUCUGACAGUCAUUUUGUCCCCUCUGCAGGAUGGGGCAGGAGAGCCAGUGUCUAGGUGCCUGGAAAGGAUCGGACACAUUUCCAGAAGGGUAUCACCUUCGCCUUGCACCUCCUCCCCUUUCUAAGACCCUUUGGUGAUGGGCUGGACAAGGCCACUGAAUCAUAGGAUUCUGGGAGGAAAGGAUGUCAGAGGCAGCUUUUUUACCACCCAACAGGUGUCCAAGGGCCCACUCCACUGCUCAUGCUGCCUGAGAGCUCAUCCUUCCUUGCUCAUUCACUCCCCAAAUUUUGCCAGGCACUGUUCCCUUCUCUGGGGUUCAGUCCAAGAGAGAGAGAAUAUACCAAGGAAUAGACCUGCACAGAAAUACGCAUAUUUGUCAACUGUGGGGAGUGCAAUAAAGGGAACAAUCAGGGGAUAGUGACAGACAAGGAGGGGACUUCCUAGGAUCCGACAAUUCAGAAGCCUCCUCUGAAGAGGGGACAGUUAAGCUAAGACCAGAGUGGGAGUGGAGGGUGGGACAUUCUGGAAGAAAGCACAGCUUGUGUGCAGGCCCUGAGGAUGGAAUCUGGCACUCUGGAGGAACCAAGAAAAGGCAGGUAUAGCUGGAAAGGGAGGGAAGGACAAGCAGCUGCCAGCAUUUAUUUGGCAGACCUGGAAAGGGAUUCUGGCACUGACCCAGAGCAACAGGCUGUAGUGGAGGGGUUUAAAAGCAGUGUUUUUAAGAGCCCCCUCCGGCUGCUAGGGUUUGGAUGGCUCAGACAUGAGUAAGAGCAGGAAGUCAAAGGACCAUCAGGAAGCAACUGGCAUAGUCCAGGCAAGAGAUGAAGGUAGCCCAGAUGAGGAAGGUGGUAGAGGCCUGGAGAGAAGGGAUGAGUUAGAGGUAGUUUGUGGAGAUGGAAUCAACAGGCCCUGUGGAUAGACCAGGUCCCGGAUGAGGAAGAAAGUGGGGCUUAGGGGGGCAUGUUUCUGGCCAGAGUACCUGGGUGGGAGGAUGGGCCACAUCCUGGACUGGGGACAACGGGGAGAGGAACAUAUUUUGUAAGGACAGAGUGAAAGUUCCAUUUGACAAACCAGGAAGGUGGUUGGAUGGAGAGGUGUGGUGCCCAGAGGAGUGGCCCAGACCGGGGUUGUAUAUUUCAGAAUGGCCAGCAGAGAUGGUUCUGAACUCUCUGGACAGGUUGAGGUUGGGAAGAGGAGGUGGAGAUGACAACACAGGCCAAGGAGAGGCUGAUGGGGGGAAGUGUAGUGUGUGUGUGUGUGUGUGUGUGUGUAGGAAAGGGAUCUCCAGAGAAAAUCCAGUGGCCCCGGGAGCUCAGCUUUGUGCUAACUUCCUUCUAAUGAGAUAAAGGACUGUGGUCUGGCGGGAUCAGUCAUCCUUUAAUCAGGAGGCCUAAGUUUUUGUUCUGGCUCAGCCACAAAUUAUUCAUGAGUCCGAGAACCACUCUGUCUCCAGGACUCAGUCCCUCCACCCAUAAAAAGUGGUUGUAUAGGUGGUGCUGGUCUUUCCAGCUCCGAGUUCUGGCAUGCUUCAGCUCUCAACACUAAACAAUGCCUUGUCCUGGAAGGCGGGGCUGGGCACCCAUACCUCUCAUACCUCCCUUUGGAUAAUACUCUAUGGCCCUUUGCAUGACCCCGCCCACUCCCAGUAGUCCUUCCCCAUUGGGUUCAGGCCACCCCUCAGCUGGGGCGUGCUCUGUGGGCAGUGUGAUCCUUGGUGGACUCCCUAACACACCUCCCUUGUCUCUUUCAUCUCCAGUCUCCCACCAGCGGAGCAGGAAUAAACUUUCCUGGCUAAGUUAGAUGGAUGGUCCCCAAUAGCCAGGCGGGCGCCCUUCUCCUGCCUCCCCACCAACUCCCCUUAUCAAGGGACGUGACUCUGUGUGUGGGAGGCUGGGAGUUAGAGCAUUUGGGUGGGAACUGGGGUGCCCUGCCCCUCGAGCAGGAAUGGUGCCCCCGGGGAAGAAACCAGCUGGAGAGGCCUCCAACUCCAAUAAGAAGUGCAAGCGUUACUUCAACGAGCACUGGAAAGAGGAGUUUACCUGGCUGGACUUUGACUAUGAGCGGAAGCUGAUGUUUUGCCUUGAGUGCCGCCAGGCCCUGGUACGGAACAAGCACGGCAAAGCUGAAAACGCCUUCACCGUGGGCACCGACAACUUCCAGCGCCAUGCCUUGCUGCGCCAUGUGACCUCGGGGGCUCACCGCCAGGCUCUGGCCAUGAACCGAGGCCAGCCUACUUUUGAGGGCCAGGCUGAGGGAGGAGGGGCCUCCCCAGGCCUGGCGACCACCCCUACCUCCAGGGGCAUCAAGGUGGAGGUGGACCCUGCCAAAGUGGCUGUGUUGACCACGGUGUACUGCAUGGCCAAGGAGGACGUGCCCGACGACCGCUGCUCUGCCCUACUCGAGCUACAAAGGUUCAACUUGUGCCAGGCGCUGCUGGGCACGGAGCGUGGUGAUUACUACAGUCCCAGGAGGGUGAGGGACAUGCAGGUGGCCAUUGCCAGUGUCUUGCACACAGAGGCUUGCCAGUGCCUGAAGGCAUCCCCGUAUGUGGGGCUGGUGUUGGACAAGACCAGAGACUGGCCUGAGUCCCACAGUCUGGCCUUGUUUGCCACGUCGGUGUCACCCUGUGAUGGCCAGCCUGCCACCACCUUCCUGGGCAGUGUGGAGCUACAGGAGGGCGAGGACACUGCUGGCCAACUCCUGGACAUCCUGCAGGCCUUCGGUGUGUCUGCACCCAAGCUAGCCUGGCUCAGCUCAAGCCUCCCCAGGGACUGCCUGGGGAGCGUGGGCCUGCAGCUCCGGGCCACCUGCCCGCUGCUCACGGAGCUGCACUGCCUUCCUGGCCGGCCAGAUCCUGAGCCCCCUGCCUACCUAGCAGGCCCAGCAUCCAGCACCCCCAGCCCCCUGCUGGCCUCCCUGCCCCUGGCUGCCAGGCCUCUGCAGCCCCCGCUGGACUUCAAGCACUUGCUCACCUUCCACUUCAAUGGCGCUGCCCCGCUCAGCCUCUUCCCCAACUUCAGCACGAUGGACCCGGUCCAGAAAGCUGUCAUCAGCCACACCUUUGGGGUCCCCUCCCCUCUGAAGAAGAAGCUCUUCAUUUCCUGUAACAUCUGUCACCUGAGGUUCAACUCAUCGAACCAGGCCGAAGCACAUUAUAAAGGCCACAAACAUGCCAGAAAACUCAAGGCAAUUGAAGCCGCCAAGAGCAAGCAGAGGCCCCAGACCCUGGCCCAGGAUGGGACACUGGUGUCUCCGACCCCGACCGUGGCCAGUGGAGCCCCCGAAGAGCCGCAGCGCAAAGUUCCUGCAGACCCUCCUCCUGGCCCCCCACUCCGGCCACCGCAGCCUCCCGACGCGAUGCCCAGGGAGCCCGCCCACUCAGACCUCUUGGAUGCUGCCUCCUCUUCCUCUUCUUCCUCCUGCCCACCCUGCUCCCCAGAGCCUGGGACAGAGGCCCCAGGACCUGAGCCAGUGGCGGCUGCUGUGGGAAGCGGUGUGAGUGGGGAAGGCAGGAGUGAGAAGGGGCGCCUCUACUGCCCCACGUGUAAGGUGACGGUGAACUCUGCCUCCCAGCUUCAGGCUCACAACACAGGAGCCAAGCACCGGUGGAUGGUGGAAGGUCAGCGAGGGGCUCCCCGAAGGGGCCGGGGCCGCCCAGUGCCCCGGGGAGGAGCUGGACACAAGGCCAAAAGAGUGACCGGGAACCGGGGGGGCCGGCAGGGGCCCAGCCCCCCUUUUCACUGUGCUGUCUGUCAGCUCCAGGUCAAUUCAGAGACCCAACUCAAGCAGCACCUGAGCAGCAGGAGGCACAAAGACCGCCUGGCCGGGAAGCCCCCCAAGCCCUCCAGCCAGCACAGCAAGCUGCAGAAGCACGCAGCGCUGGCUGUGAGUAUCCUCAAGUCGAAACUGGCCUUGCAGAAGCAACUCACCAAGACGCUGGCAGCCCGCUUCCUGCCUAGCCCGAUCCCCACCGCAGCGGCGGCCAUCUGUGCCCUGCCAGGGCCCCUGGCCCUCCGGCCGGCCCCCACUGCAGCCACCCCCCUCUUCCCGGCUCCCAUCCUGGGCCCAGCUCUGUUCCGCACCCCAGCGGGAGCUGUCCGCCCUGCCACGGGACCCAUCCUCUUUGCCCCCUAUUAGCCCUUCCAGGGAGGCCAGGGCCGCCUUCCCAGCGGUCACCUUCCCCACCCUCCUCUCCCCAGGGCGCCUCCGUUCCUACAUCCCGCAGGGGAUUUUUUUCACCGCCGAGGGGUUCCUGACCAACCUAGGAAGAGCGGGGCUGGUUUGAAGGGCAGGUGCCCUUCACCCCAUCUGACUGGGGAUUCAACUAUUACCCCCUGGCCCAAGGGCCAUGCCCACCCUCAGUUCCCCAGCCUUCUAGUCCUGGGCUCCCCGCACUUCCAGCCCGUUGUACAGGGAGCAAACCGAGAAAUCCCCAAGAUCUAUGCAAAAUCCUAGCCCAGCCCCACGGUGCUCUCAUGUCCCCCGCAAGACCUACCCCCACAUGGCCAAGGGCCCUAGAAAUCUUAACUGCCAGCCUGGGACAAGUCUGCGACUGACCCCGACUCCCGUGCUCUGGGAGGCCCUCCCCAUUCGCCGGCUUCUCUGGAGAAUGACACGGUGCGGGACGGGCUCUGGACACGAUGACCACGGGGGCGUGGCGGAAGGCUGGAGGAGAAAGGCAGCCGUGCUGAGGUGGGGCACAGCCACGGUGCUGGAAGCUGUUAGGGGUCAUCUCCAAAUGACUGGUGGGGCUGUGGAAGGUGGUCAUUAUAGUUCCUCCAAUCCCCUCUUAGCCUUUUACUGAUUUCUCCUGAACCCCAGCUCUGGGGUGUGGGGGACACUGGGUCUCCCUCGGACUAUGGACCCAGCUAACACUGAAUCCCCCGCCAGGGUUCCCAAAUGAAGAGCUUUCUUCUCUAGCUAUUCAACCCAAACUGGUCCCUCGCACAAUUCAGCUUUCCCCCCCUCCCAACAGACCAGCACCCCAAGCCUCCCUCACUGUGAAGCUGAGUGUUGGGAUCCAGUCUGGUAACCACAGACCCAUCCUCAUGCUAACGUCACAACCUCCAUCCUAUCCCAGUAUUGUCCCCCUCACCCCACAAUAUGGGACUUUGCCAGUAUCCACCUGUAUCUUUUUUUUAAAAAAAGGAUAUUUCCAAUGGGAAAAUAAGGGGCGGACGGGAGGGAAACUUUUUGAUAACAGUUGUGGUUUUAUUGUGUCCAAUGCAUCAAUAAAUGAACUUUAAGCCCGA